AUGGCAGAUGGGCGGCGACAUUCUGUUGAUAUUCCCAUCACAAGAACCCUUAUAGCUCUCAGGAGAGUGAGGUCACUAAGGGAUCCAUCAACCAAUUCUAUGAGCAAAUUCUCUGUUUUACUGGAAAAUGCCAACUGGGAAACAAAUUCCUCCAAAGAUAUAUCUUUACAGUUUGUCAAUGGUUCCAAAGAAGGUGGCUCGAACCAUAAUGGUCUUUCAGGAUGGAAAAAUUUAGGUCUUGAUGGACAAAGGGAGGAACAAAUUGAUAAUUUUGAUUUGCAACGUGAAAUGGAAAAUUCCAAGUUAAUUUUCUGUGAGAAUUCGGGUGGGGUGAAAAAUAUGGAUGCUCCUUGUAGAACCAAAAAGGUUCAAGGAUUGGAUAGUUGUGCGGAAGAGACUAAUGCAACCAAGUCGUUAAGUGAAGAAUAUUAUGGCGGUCCUAGGAACAAAGGGUUGGACUUGGUAUGCAUCACGUCUUCGAGCAAUCACUUGGAGGACAUGGAUUCAACUAAUGGCCCUAUUGCAGGAUCUUCACUAGGAGAAAGUACGGACCAAUCUUUGCCAAGACGAAAAUCUCGCUACAAAAAUCAAGUGAAGUCAUACGGUGCGGUGGGUGACAUUUUGAGUCGUGUGGGCAGUCCAUGCUUAUCUGUCAGUGAUGCUUUGUCUAGCCAUAGCACAUCAUUGUUUGCAAAUGAAGAAGCUGAUUUCAUGGUUCAAAAUGACCGUGGAAGUGGGAUGAGCUGCUGCUGGACAAGAACCCCAAGACUCAGGGAUUCAAAUUCGUAUUCCGAUGCAGAAGGCAAUCCAUUGUUGUCCAGGGAUGUAGCUAAGACAACUCCUUUUGGGAAGAGGAGCUGGAAGCACACUACAAAUGAAACUCCUAGGAGUUUGAGUCAGAAAUUUAGGCCAAAAUCUUUUGAUGAAUUGGUGGGACAAAAUGUGGUGGUAAGGUCUCUUUUGGGUGCCAUUUCUAGAGGAAGGGUAACCUCUCUAUAUCUCUUCCAUGGUCCUCGUGGCACUGGCAAGACCUCUGCCUCGAGGAUAUUUGCUGCUGCCCUGAAUUGCCUCUCACAUAAGGAGUACAAGCCAUGUGGUCUCUGCCGAGAAUGUGUCGCCUUCUUUUCUGGAAGGAACCGGGAUGUGAAGGAAGUGGACUCUGUGAGAAUUAAUCGGGCUGAAAGGACUAGAUCCCUUAUUAAGAAUGCAUCAUUGCCACCGAUUUCAUCACAUUUCAAAGUUUUCAUUGUUGAUGAGUGUCAUUUGUUGCAUGGAGAGACAUGGGCAACUGUUUUGAAUAGCCUAGAGAACCUUUCUCAAAAUGUUGUCUUUGUGAUGAUCACUCCUGAACUUGAUACGCUACCAAGAAGUGCAGUCACUCGGUCUCAAAAGUAUCAUUUUCCAAAGAUAAAAGAUGCUGAUAUAACCAACAGAUUGAGGAAUAUCUGUGUUGAAGAAGGUCUUGACAUUGAUCAGGUUGCUUUAGACUUCAUUGCUGCGAAGUCAAGUGGUUCCCUUAGGGAUGCAGAAAUUAUGCUCGAUCAAUUGAGUUUGCUUGGUAAAAGAAUUACAAUGUCCUUGGCCCAUGAGCUUAUUGGAGUGGUUUCUGAUGAUGAAUUGCUUGAUUUGCUGGAUCUGGCUUUGUCAUCUGACACUUCGAGCACUGUUAUAAGAGCCAGGGAGUUGAUGAGGUCGAGGAUUGAUCCUAUGCAACUUGUAUCACAGCUCGCAAAUCUCAUAAUGGAUGUUCUUGCUGGUAAAUGCCAAGAUGAUAGUUCUGAAGUCAGAAGAAAGUUUUCAAGGAAGCAUGCUUUUGACUCUUUGUCGGUUAAAGCCACUGAGCAUGGCAUGAUGAAUUUGGCUAAUGACAUUUACCAGGUCAAACUGCUUGGCGCCACUGAAGGGGACAUGCAGAGACUGAGUCAUGCAUUGAAAAUACUUUCUGAGAGUGAGAAGCAACUGAGGAUGUCAAGAAACCAAAGUACAUGGCUCACAGUAGCUCUCCUGCAGUUGAGCUCACUGGAAGCUUCGUCCGUGGAUGUGAAUGAUUCAAAGUCUUCAAUGAGAAAUGGACAUGACAGAGAUGGGGACUUUUCUAGCCCACCAUCCACUGGGGAGAGCUUGAAGCAUCUUGCCCUCUCUUCAUGUGAAGACAGUAAGUUGCUAAAAUCGCAAGUACCAGGGGAUGGUAAAGUGACAUUAGAUUCCAUAUGGAAGAGAGCUAGUGAAUUAUGCCAAUCAAAUUCACUCGGGGAUUUUCUAAGGAAACAAGGGAAACUAUCUUCUCUUCAUGUUAAUAGAGGUCUGGCAGUAGCUGAAUUGGAAUUCCAUCAUCCUGACUAUGCAUCUAAGGCUGAAAAGUCAUGGAAGCUCAUUGCAAGUUCUCUGCAAACAAUUUUGGGUUGUAAUGUUGAAAUUCGGAUCAAUCUUGUACUUUGUGCUCCUGUGUCAAAGUGUGGGAAAUUAAGGAAGCUAUCGUUUAGUUUGUUUGGUUGUUCUCGGAGAAGACAGCACAAGUCAGAACCACCCAUGGAAUGUGGAAGUGACGCUGACUAUGAUCACAUAUCUGGAAAGACUAUGAUGAGGGAGAAAGCUAUUUCAGCUUGUCCCUCUGAUUGUGGAUCUCAAAUACCACACAACUGUUGUCGCAGUGUGGAAAUGGUGCAGGGGGCUCUGAGAAAUAGUGAAGGGAAUGUGCUGAGCAUAGGGACUACCUCAUCUCACAGAUCACUACCUGAUGAUACAUCUAAAACCCCUGGGUAUGGGUUUCCUUCUUCAAAGGCUGGGGGAAACGACCUUGACCGUACAAUUUUUUCUAGCCAAGAGGCUGAGGGUCAACCGAACUGCUUUCCUAGAAGUCUCAUGCUGCAAAAGAAGUUACGUGCUUCAGAGAAUACUCAAGCGGUUUGUAUAGGUAAUCAUCUAGAGAACCAGCUGGCAUUGUCUAUCCCUGGGAAGAAAUCUAUUGAAACAUGCACUCAAGCCAAUGAUUGCAAUGACUACAACUCCACAAUUGAGAAUGGGCUUGGGAGUCGGCACAUCAGCAACGAAGAUCACCUUUGGUUAGCUGGGUUCUUCCGUGUGCCUCUGCCAAGUAGUUCUGCUGCUAUAUGGGGCAGAUGA
Messenger RNA from Dovyalis caffra, 3123 nucleotides. The record is from the annotation of a GenBank genome assembly. Lineage: Eukaryota; Viridiplantae; Streptophyta; Magnoliopsida; Malpighiales; Salicaceae.